Molecule: messenger RNA, 549 nt
Organism: Aspergillus piperis CBS 112811
Lineage: Eukaryota; Fungi; Ascomycota; Eurotiomycetes; Eurotiales; Aspergillaceae
Product: cytochrome b5-like heme/steroid binding domain-containing protein
Exons: 3
Coding region: 1-549 (182 amino acids)
Biological process (GO): sterol biosynthetic process
Cellular component (GO): endoplasmic reticulum membrane; intracellular membrane-bounded organelle
Molecular function (GO): heme binding
Source: RefSeq, a predicted model, not a curated record
AUGCGAUCCUAUUCCUCCGCCGAAGUAAAGGAGCAGGGUGCAGCAAGAUCACUCAUUAUCAUACAUGGAAAAGUCUACGAUGUGAGCAGCUACUUGGAUGAGCAUCCCGGAGGAAAAGACCUUGUGCUGGAUGUAAUUGGCACCGACGCGACAGAGCACUUUGUUCAGGCGGGGCAUUCCGACGAGGCACAAGAUACACUCUCUAGUCUCGCUGUUGGCAGAGUCAAAGAUUACCAACACAGAAAUGAUCAAGAGACAAAGAGUGCUCUAUUCCAAAUGGACAACAAUGCCGCAGCAACGCCCUCUCAGGUAUCGUGGCGCCUUGCAAUGGCCGUACCUAGUACGGCCUUCUUGGCCUUGUGCCUGCGGCUUGUGAUUCGUCAUGCCAAUAUUGGCAGUACUUGGAUUUAUUUCCCACCAUUUGGGACAUCACUCCUUACUUUCAAUGUGCCAUCUACAUUGUUGCUAUCCUCCGUUAUUGCUUUGAUGGUUUCUCUUGGGGCCUUUACCUACUUCUUGGAUCUUCGUACAGAUUCUUUAAGCAAGUAA